Orbicella faveolata is the source of this 2618-nucleotide messenger RNA. Its product is annotated as speract receptor-like. The record is from RefSeq and is a predicted model, not a curated record. Gene Ontology annotation, molecular function: G protein-coupled receptor activity; peptide receptor activity; adenylate cyclase activity. Gene Ontology annotation, cellular component: plasma membrane. NCBI's taxonomy places the organism in Eukaryota, Metazoa, Cnidaria, Anthozoa, Scleractinia, Merulinidae. Gene Ontology annotation, biological process: cGMP biosynthetic process; intracellular signal transduction; G protein-coupled receptor signaling pathway.
UAUAAUUUCUCGAUAUCGGCCAAAAUGAAGAAGGGCAUUGAAUUUCGCGAAAUUUUACAGAGGUAAUGAAUCAGCAUCCGUAAUAAGCUAAGGUUUUUCUACUUGUAACAGCAACUUUAAACUAAGGUACACAUUCAAUUAGUCAUUCGCUUGUGCGACAUUAAUUUUUGCCAGUGGAUUUUAGUAUCAUCGCGAUCCUAAAGGGAUCUUCUGCGAGAGGUUUCAUUUUUCCAUGCCAAGAUCGGCUACACCAGCUUUCUCGCAUGCUUUGGCGAUAUCCUUCAGUGUUAACUGCCGCGAACCAGUCAGAGGUCAUUAAUUACGACGCGCGAAAAAUAAGUAAGUGUGAAGGCAGCUUUAUGCUAAAGAACCGAACUAUGGUUACACUCAUCACUCAGAACUUCGUUCAAAGAACUCUCAUUGGUUGGGUGACUAGAAGGAAGUGACAGUAAAGCAAACUUGGCGACAUUUGCAUUUACUCGCGGUCCUCGUGACCGCAGCAGUCGACUGAAGAGCUUUCGAUGUAACUGAGGCUUCUAAUAAACUGGAUUAUCAGGAUUGCUCGUUUAAAUAAAGUUGAAAGCGCUAUCAAGACUACCAUUAUGUCAGCUCUUUGUGUUUUAUUCAUAUUUCGUUUUAAUAUUAUUUCAACAAUACUUAGAAUACAAACUCAGGAAGUUGAACCCUAAUUCGCACUCAACCCAACUGCUAUUUAUAACCAUUCUGAAUCAAGUGGUUGACAAAAAGCAAGUUAAAUGUAUUACAUACUGAUGAAAGAAAAAGGCUCACCAAAAUACACUCCUUGACAUUUCCAUCUAUUCGCGAUCCGCAACAUAAAACCGCUGCCAGACGGCGAGCGAGUGAGCGAGAUUAGAGAUUGGAAAUGAACUGGUCUGCUUGAAGUAGACUUUUCGAACCAAGCCGGACGUUCGAUGUCACACAGCUAUUAUGCCGGAGUAUUGCGAUAAAAAUUUCCCUUAAUGGCAUUUUGUCUCUAGCGUCAGUUUUCGCUAAAUGGUAUUUUGUCUCCAGCUGAAAGUGCAUUAGAAAAUUAAAGGUAAAUAUGUCUUGCAUAUAGCCGUAAAUAAAUAGUCACGCAUUAACCCUUGUCAGGCUGUCGACAGAGCACCCUCUUGACCAAUGGAUUUCGCUCAAGUUCGACGGUUCACAAUGUCCUUGUUUGUAACUAUAAAUUAACCAGCUUCAUUUCAAUUAAGAUGUCUAAUAGAUUUACACGUUCAAAUAACCUGUUCUCAAUGGCAAACAUCACGCUAGACGAGUGCUCGAAUAGAUUUCUUUCUAUACAUAAGUUAACUUGUCAGUAGGAUGACAAGAUUUGUCCGCAGUUGGAUUUUCUACGCGGGCACAAAGCAGCUAGAAAAUAUUUGUUGAGCGUCGGUAAAUGAAAGAAAUUUACAAACAUGGCAACAUGGCUGCUUAGAACCAUCCUGUACGCCUUGUUUCUUUUCCACUUGACUUCAAUCCAGACAAAUAGCGAACCAAACAGGAACAAGAGAGAGGUGCUUGUGGUGCUGCUUUACCCUUUCACGUCCUGCGAGCAUUUAAUUACGGUUGACCUCCCGUUCGCAGCAGCUUUUCUUGUGGCUGCAGAGACAGUAAACAACAGCACUUCGCUGGAAUUCACUCUGUCGGUCGACUGGAAUGAUACGCGAUGCAGCGAGCUGGUGGGAAUCUCCGCCAUGACCGAGCAGCAGGCUCGCGGAGUCCACGCUUUCAUCGGACCAGGAAAUCAAAGUUAUUGUGCGACAGCAGCUCGAGUGGUCGCUGCAUGGAAUGUGCCGAUGAUCUCUUACUUUUGCGACGAAGACGUCGUCACGAACAAACUGCUGUAUCCAACCUUCGCACGCACCAGGCCACCCAAUUCUCAGUUGAGCAAGAGCAUCCUGGCAGUGCUGAAGAAAUUUUCUUGGAAAAUAGUAGCCAUAGUCUAUUGCCAUAGCGAUAACUGUUUCGGUCAACAACCAUGGGAGAAUACGAAAGAGGACAUGAGGACAUUCUUUCAAGAUAAUGGGAUUGAAGUUUCCUACGAGGCCAGGAUGCCGAUGGAACAUGAGGAAAGCAAGUUUAAUCAAACUGUUGCAGCACUUGUAAUACUUGCCACAAACCCAGAAUAUGCCCCUGCGUUUAUGGUGGCUGCCAAAAGGCAAGGCAUGACAAAUGGUGACUACGUGUACAUUGUAAGUACGAUUUCUGACAUACACCAGGAUCAGGGUCUAGACUACUGGUGGUAUGGGAUCAGUGGUAAAGUCGACAAAACCGAGGCUGAGAAAGCCUGGCACUCGGUACUUACCCUAGUUCCCAGGCCUUACAAUUACACCAAGUACGAAAGGUUCCAGGAGCGCGUAAUCGAGAAAUCAAAGGUCUUCCCUUGGAAACGACCCGACGAGACCCAGAACAAAGUAAGUAUGAACAGAGAAAUGAAGACUGUGGGUCAAUUUAAACGAAAUGAAACAGAUGCAAACCAAAUCCUUGAACUUAUCCCUGGGAUUAAUAUCACUUGGUCUGAGGAUGGUCGACGGACAUCUCCUCCAGCACACAGACCUGUGUGUGGCUUCAUGGGCGAGCUUUGUCCCACACCUUCACCGAGUAAGUGGUAA